AUGGACAAAUUGCUUAACUGGUCGUUGGCCCACCAACUGGGCGACAAAGACGCCAUCGCCAAGGUCGGCGACGCCCCGGACCCAAAGCUCCUCAACCAGUUAUUUGGCGGUCCCGAUGAGCCUGGCUUGAUGAAACAGCUGAUGGCGGUGGUGUCCAAUCCUGAAGCCACUGAAGAAGCUAAAGUGACCGCUCUUGAAAACUUUGAGAUGCUUAUCGAGAACUUGGAUAACGCCAAUGCCAUUGGCCAGAUGGGGUUCUGGCCCGUGAUCAAUGGGCAAAUGGACCCGGCCAUCCCCGAAGAAAGACGCGUGUUGGCAGCCUCGAUCGUCGGUAUUGCCACCCAAAACAACCCCCAGUCCCAGCAGGCGUUCCAUGACCUGGAAGGGCUUGGAUCGCUUGUGGUGAUGGCCACAGACAAGCUGAGCUCUGCCUGUCAAUUGAAGGCUUUGUUCGCCAUCACUCUGUACAUCCGCCACUUUGAACCUGGCUACAAACAGUUUGCGGACGCUAACGGGUGGCAAUUAUUGGCUACCACCAAUAUUACCGAUAAAAAAGUGAUGUUGCGGACACUUUCGCUUGUGUCGGCAAUUUUGAGCACGGGGUUGGAUCUGACGAAACUGGACCUCUUACACAAGGCCAAAGUGGUUGAUUUAUUGACGGCGGUAUUACAAGAUCUGACUGAAGGCGGGGCUCACGCCGGCUGUGUCGAUAAGGCUUUAGUGAUCAUUGGUCAAUUAGCUGAUAACGGGUUCGAAUUCACGUUACCGGAAAUCAAUGAAUUGUUAAGAGGCAUCGAAGCCGUCGACUCCCGCCAGGACAUUAGCGAGGACGACUUGAACGCCGCUAAGGCCGCGUUGAACAACCGUAAAUAA
Messenger RNA from Diutina rugosa, 873 nucleotides. RefSeq lists its product as uncharacterized. NCBI's taxonomy places the organism in Eukaryota, Fungi, Ascomycota, Pichiomycetes, Serinales, Debaryomycetaceae. The record is from RefSeq and is a predicted model, not a curated record. The coding region runs from base 1 to 873 and encodes 290 amino acids. The transcript has a single exon.